GAACUUGACCUCGAUGGCGUGUCAAAGCCAUGUGAACAAGAACAUCUUCUCGAUCGCCGUUGACAUUCCAGAAAACAACGACAAUGCUGUACAAGUGCUCAAUUUGCAUGGGAACUGCAUUCGCACGAUGGACGGACUACAACGUUUCGUCAACCUCAAGGAGCUCUCUCUGUCGUCUAACUGGAUCGAGUCUCCAUCCUUUGCGGCGUUGCGUGGGUUGGUCCAUCUAUGCGUGCUAAACCUGUCAGCGAAUCGCAUCACAACCACACUUGGGUUUCCCGUUUUGCCGGCGUUGCGAGAACUGUCCCUUGCUUACAACAGUCUCUCUGCGCUGGACGGCUUUAUCGAUCCGCUAAAGUUUCCAUCUUUGGAAAUCUUGGACCUCCGUGACAACCAGAUCGCCGACUUGUCUGCGCUGUCUCCUGUAUUUUAUUUGCAGACAAUGCGCGUGUUGCGCCUUCAAACCAUUACAAAAGGCCAGUCAAAUCCCGUGUGCGCAACGCCAGGGUACCCUGGGAUGCUCUUGGACAGAAUCUCGACCCUGGAAACUCUCGAUGGCGAAGAUGUGACCGUCUUACGAGAAAUUGCAGCGCUCGCUAUGCCCAAGUACUCCAGCGUCGCCAAGCUAUAUCGACAAACCCCGCUCAAAUCGAUUGUCGAGGACCCAGCGCAGCACGAGGCGGCAUCAUCCAUCACUAGCGGACGUGAGUGGUCUGUCUUGGAUGCUCGUCUGCGCCUGCUCGAGUCGCAACACGAGCGGCACCAGACCCGGGACGACGUGUCGUUCAUGGAUGAAAUCGAUUCGGAGAUCCAUCAAGCCACGUCCAACCUUCGAAACAUGCACCGACAAUCCCUCGAGCAACGACGACCGCCCAUCUCCGGCAUUGCUGAGACAAAGAAACGGCGAGGGCAUCAAGGACCCUCCCAACUACAAGAAGAAAGUGAAUACGACGACGAAGAGGCCGAAGAGACCUUCGCCGUGCCAUCGCAAGCAAAGGACGCGGUGUGCCAGGUUGAUAUGCAUGCCAUGGCCGACGCGGCAACUCAAUGUGACGUGUACACCACGAAUCGAGGCGUGCAGUGCAUCUCGGACGACUCGACGGAACAGACACUUCGAACCAACCUCCAAGAGGCCGUGGACAGAGCCAAGCGAGCUGAAACGCGGGCGGUCCAGCUCACGGCCGAGAAAUCCGCCUCUUCCCUCGACCACGACGCGAUGGCCAAGGAACUGAAGGAGGUACAAGGAGCGGUCGCCCUGCUAAAGCAACUAGCAGCAACAGAUCGGGAGAAGCUGACAGCGAAAGUUGACGAGUGCGACGAAGCCAAGGCGGCCCUCGCAGAGUCCAUGCGCCGGGUGGAGUCUCUGCAAGUGCAGAUCCGUAACAACGACGACAAGUGGAAGAGGCAAAUCUCAACUCUGGAGUUGGCAUUAAAAGAAGCCAAGGACGAAGCCGACUCUCGAGUGCGCGAGGUGGCGACGGCUGCACAAGCCAAACAGGACGAGAGCACAUCUCAAAUUCGACAACUGAAGGCCGACAUGCAGGAACUCAAAUACACGCUUGAAGACGCGUAUGCAAAAUACGCUGCUAAAGAAAAAGAGGUGUCGAGCCUACGCCAUGAAGCAUUUUUGAAAGGGUCCGAAUUGGAUAAAGUCGUGCAUCGGCACCAGGAGGAGCUCAGUCGCCGCGAAAAGGAGUGGAAGGUGCAAGAAGUGCUUGUCCAGCGGCAGUUCCGCAUGUCCUUGCACGAAGUGGAGAUGGAGUUUCGACUGAAACAAUCCGAGUCCAUCUUGAAACUCAAGCAACUCACCCAAGCGUAUCAAGGCGCGGUGGCGGAAGCUAAGCAAUCGGAGGCCAAGAAUCGAGCGAUCCUUCAGUCCGAAGCCUCGUUGAAAGGUCGUGUGUCGGAGCUCACGUCGCAGCUGCAAGGGGUCGACAAGAAGCUUGCUCAAAUUGAAGAGUCCUGUCAGCACAGCAUUCGAGAGCACCAGGCGACGAUUGAAGAAUUGGAGGAGGCCCUAGAUGCUGCCCGAACUCACACGACGGCGCUAGAGACCGAGCUGCACCAAGCGAGAGAUGUGGCCAAGGCAGUGGAGGACCUCCAACGACAGCUGAGUGAAGCGACCGCAACGCUCCAAGUGAAAAAUAUCAUGCUGGAUGACCAGGCACAGCAAAUCAUGGCACUUCGAAGGGAUAAUGACGCCCAUCGACGUGACCACGAAGACCUCCAAGAGCAGAUACGCGACUUGGAACAAGCGCUAGACGAAAGCCUUGUCCGGCAGCACGAUAUGGAGAGAGACAUACAUCGGGUGCAAGCCAACGCAGACAAAUUGGAUCAGUGGGAGGCGCUUCAAGACGAACUCGACGCCAAGGUUCACGCGCUCGAGUACAUUGAGAAGGAGAUGCAUAGCAUGCGGAAAACCAUCACGAAGCAAGACGAAAUCGCCCGCGAGCGCCUGGAAGCACUGCAAGACGAGCACGAAGUAGCAAUCAAAGCGGCCCAAGCAACCGCCCAAGCCCAUAAGCAUGAAGCCAGUCAAUGGGAAGCCAAAUGCGGGGCGAUGGAGGCUCGGUAUCGGACGCUGCAUGACCAGAACCGACAGCUCCACCGAAGCAUCCGUGACCACGAGUUGCGAGUCCAAACCACGGAAAACGAAAUGAAGGUGUUGCUGCAACAGAUGGAGAAAGAGCGGCAAGCCAAGCGGCAGCACAUGAAGCAGGUGAGCCACCUCCUUCACCAGCUCGACUCUGGUGAGGCCGCCGUGACGCCGUGAGCAAUAUUUUCGUGAUGUAGAAUUCGAUUAAUAUGGUUACUCGGUGUCGCUGGCGUGGUUGCUA
This is a messenger RNA of Aphanomyces invadans, 2837 nucleotides long. RefSeq lists its product as hypothetical. Gene Ontology annotation, molecular function: protein binding. Bases 14 to 2773 code for a protein of 919 amino acids. The transcript has 16 exons. The record is from RefSeq and is a predicted model, not a curated record. Lineage: Eukaryota; Oomycota; Saprolegniomycetes; Saprolegniales; Verrucalvaceae. Gene Ontology annotation, cellular component: cytoplasm.